AUGUCGACGUCAAAGUCAACAAAUGCUCCUGUGGAUAGCACACAAGCAGGUGGUCUUGUUGAUGGCCCAGAGAAAAAUACUACCUCAGCUCGCGUAUAUCCUCCGGUUACAACCAGUAGUAAUCCUGGAUCAUUGGAAGAAAUACAUCGGAAAUGUCGCGAAAUAUUCCCGAUGUGUUUCGAUGGAGCAAGGAUGAUGCUUACGAAAGCAAUGUCUUCACAUUUUCAGGUAACUCAUACGUUAAGUGUAUCACCGCAAAAUACGGGAUAUCGUUUUGGUGCUACCUAUGUUGGAACUAAGACAACGCAGCAAGAAGGCGAAAAUUUUCCCGUGUUUUUGGCAGACACUGAUAUUUCUGGUAACACUUCUGCAACAUUUUUGCAUCAGUUUGGCGAUCGGUGGAGAGUGAAAAUGCAAGCCCAAACUCAAGGGAAUAAGUUGGCAACAACUCAAGGAGGAGUUGAAUAUCGCGGUCGUCUUACAACAUUGGGGUUGACGUGUGCUAAUAUUGAUAUCAUCAAUGAUUCUGGAGUUAUUGUUGCACAAUAUCUGCGACGCAUAACCAAAAAACUAGAUCUAGGUGUCGAAUUCAUUCAUCAAUAUGGUAUUCCCAUUCCUGGAAGGCAACUUUCAGUUUUAAACUAUCAGGCAAGGGCUAAGACAUUUGGCUCCGUGUUUGCAUGUUUUCCAGUUUUAGCAUCAAAACUGUAUGUUUAUUUGAUGCCUGAAUUAGCUUUAUCCAAUGAGUAUACGGGUAAAAAUUUUAUUGCAAGUGGAAUGUUCAGCUUUGAUGCCCUUCAUUUAUGUUACUAUCAUAAACAACGUGAAAAUAUUUCAUUUGGUGUCGAAUUCGAAAGUUCGACACGAUCCGGAGAAGCAGUUGCUAAUAUUGGUUAUCAAGCGGAGAUCCCAGACGAAGGUGUAGUAAUGAGAGCGUCAGUGAAUACAGAUUGGGCAGUUGGAGCAGUAUUUGAGAAGAAGCUUUCUAGAAAUCUGCCAUUCACAUUGGCCAUAUCAGGAAUGCUCAACCAUGUGAAAGGGCAAGGAAAGUUUGGCAUUGGUCUUAUAAUCGAUGCUAUGUUUGAUAGCAAUAAUGCUCUAGAUUUAACUAAUCCAUUAAAUACGGUCAAGUUGCCUUUUCAGAUGCUUUUAUUAUAG
Molecule: messenger RNA, 1158 nt
Organism: Acanthocheilonema viteae
Lineage: Eukaryota; Metazoa; Nematoda; Chromadorea; Rhabditida; Onchocercidae
Source: the annotation of a GenBank genome assembly